AAUUUCAAUGUUGACUAUUCGUGUGGAGGGUUAAGGUUAUGAAAAAAUGUCACACAAUUGUAGAAGAAGAAGAAGGGAAAUAAUUUUGGUUAGGAAUUUUUCUAAAUACAGAUAAGUCAUUUGGUUCUCCAGUAUCAAGUAAAAUCUUGAAGACUGGUGAUGAUCUCCCAUGGCGGAUAACAUAAACAAAAACUCCAUCGGAAAAUCGACUCAAUCAAAAAAUCACAGAAAAACAAAUGAACAUAAUCGUCGUCCUCGACAGCCAAGGAAGCCUGAAAGAGGAGAAAACGUUUUGUAUGUAUGUUCAAAAACCAAUAUCAAGGCACAAUUGGAACGUUGUAACAAACUGAUUAACAACAACGAAAAAGAAAUUAUCAUUCACUGUUUAGGAGCAGCAAUUCAAAGGGGGAUUUUGCUAGCGUUACAAAUAUGUGACGGCAACAUCACCUACCAAAUUCAUACAAAUACCCUCACCACUGAGUUAUUGGAUGACCUAGAGCCAGCAGUCGAUGAUGCAGACUAUGAAAUCCAACGGAGGUUCAACUCUGCACUACGUAUAAGAAUUUUCAAACAGGAUCCUCUAGAAAAACAGGACUGAAAUGUUCUUCACAACAGAGGAACUUGUCAGGUGGCUGGGACUCACUGUGUUUGAAAUAUGGAUAAACCUCAUAUCAAUUCUACUGUUUACUAUAAUAUUUGUAUUCAAAUAUGAUCCUUCUGUGGAUUUGAAUACCAUCGAUUGGUGGUUGAUAUUUUCACCUCUAUUUGCAGGAGAUGCUUUGAACGCUUACUUCUGUAUAAUAAUUUUCAUACGAAUGUUACUAGAAAGAACUAUGAAAUUUUCCCUUCUGAGGGUAAGCUGGUCUGGAACAGUUCUGCUGACAACAUUUUUGUUUAAGUUCCUGUUGUGUAGGAGGCUUCUGGGACAAACAAAUUUGGAUUAUUCAGAAGUAUUCGCUCCCCUGUACAUUCUCCUUCAACUCAUUGCUGUGAGAGCAUGUCAACAGAGUUGACUUUUAAAAGCAGUUCAAAUAUGAGAAACCUAUAUUUCAUCUUGAUUUCACAAAUUCAGUUUUCCUUAAAAUAAUCUGAAACAGAUUUUUCAGCCUCCUUGCGAUUCACCAUUUUAUUUACUUUCGCUUGGAAUUUAUUUCCUUUUCCUGCUCCCUUUCCAUCCAACAGGUUACAUAUUCUGAAAUAUU
Molecule: messenger RNA, 1202 nt
Organism: Leptinotarsa decemlineata (Colorado potato beetle)
Lineage: Eukaryota; Metazoa; Arthropoda; Insecta; Coleoptera; Chrysomelidae
Product: transmembrane protein 203
Biological process (GO): tRNA 5'-leader removal; intracellular calcium ion homeostasis
Cellular component (GO): ribonuclease MRP complex; nucleus; endoplasmic reticulum
Molecular function (GO): nucleic acid binding
Source: RefSeq, a predicted model, not a curated record